AUGUGCUUCCAGCGCGACAGCAACAAGGACAAGAUCAUCGUCUGGGCGUUUAUCGUAGGGACUGUCGGGUUGCUGGGCUGGGCUGCUUUUAAAAAGGUUGUGGCGAUGCGUCAGGGGGGUGCGUUUCCGAGACAGGGUAGCAACUAUGCUCCCAUGCAAGGGAACUUCCGAUGA
Messenger RNA from Fusarium graminearum PH-1, 174 nucleotides. RefSeq lists its product as uncharacterized. NCBI's taxonomy places the organism in Eukaryota, Fungi, Ascomycota, Sordariomycetes, Hypocreales, Nectriaceae. The record is from RefSeq and is a predicted model, not a curated record. The transcript has a single exon. The coding region runs from base 1 to 174 and encodes 57 amino acids.